This is a messenger RNA of Dissoconium aciculare CBS 342.82, 2379 nucleotides long. RefSeq lists its product as uncharacterized. The annotation marks the transcript as partial. Lineage: Eukaryota; Fungi; Ascomycota; Dothideomycetes; Mycosphaerellales; Dissoconiaceae. The transcript has a single exon. The record is from RefSeq and is a predicted model, not a curated record.
AUGGGCCGUCGACCUACGUUUGAAGAAUAUCAAAAGAGAGAAAAUUGGACCGAUGGCAUCAAACGCUGCGAUGACCUUUUAAAAAAAUCUCCCAAAGAUUUCGGUCUGCUCAUCGUGAAGCUUCAGCUCAUAUGUGCUGCAGGAGCUUCGGAAGAACGAUAUCAACCUGUUCUUGAACAGCUUGCUGCAAUUCAGCCACCGAUACACAAUCCUGCAGAUCUUGCAACCAUUGAGGAUGCCAUCGAUACUGCUCAGCAAAAUCUAUUCCCACUCCCGUUGACGACUGGAACGACCGUUGCGAAGUUAUGGGAUGCUGCAGGAAAAGUGACUGGCAUUACCGUGGCGGCCAAAUAUGAUCUGCUCUCGCUACGGUUCUCUCGGGCCAUCGCAGAAAACCGAUUGGCAGAUGCACAGCAAGCCUUGAUUCAAUUCAAGGCUUUGCAGCCACGCAACCGUGCCUUUUAUAUGGCCCACGCAGCAUACACGCAACUUCUGUCGAAAGAACCGGGCGACAUGCAGGCGAGGUUGGCGCUCAUGUUGGCGAAAAAGGCUGUAGCUGACAAGUUUGAUACGGCGGAUGAUUCACAAUUGGAUUGCAGAGUACCCGGCCAGAUAUUUGCUUUACAACUUGCGAAUAAGGACCUCGAAGGAAUCAAGGAUCGUCCUCGGUUGAUAGAUAGCAAACAAGUAUUUGAGGCGUACACUAGAAUUCAAUCAGCAGCAAGCGAGAAGAAUCAACAGACCACAGAUGCUGACACAGAUCUUGCGACACAUGUUGAUGAAAAGAUGCAGCUUGAGACAGGCUCAGAAUCUUCAGAACCGGCAUCAAAAGAAUCUCUCAUAGCUGGAAAUACUAAACUCAAGACGAUCCUUGCAAAUCUGGUCAAGCAGAAUGCCAGUGCGAAAAUCUUUCAGAAAUUUACCGUGGACGCCAUAAAACGACAACACACCGCCACCGAUGUACUAAAGUCGCAACAACAUCGCGCAACUGCCGACGCAUGCUUCCUUGCAAUUUCUAGCCUCGUCAGAAUUUACACAUCAACGCGAAAUGACAGCAACCUCUUUCGUGCCGCCUUUCUCGCCGAACGCUUAAUUAUCUAUCAUGACAACUUUCACGAAGCUCGUUUGAUUCUCAUAUAUCUUUACAUGCGACUCGGCCUCGGAGCUCCUGCCUUUCGAUUGUUCGAAUCUCUUCGAAUCAAAGAAAUCCAACAUGACACCGUCGGUCACGUUCUAUUUACUCGACUUUCCCUGGUACUACCAUACCCCACGAAGCAAACUCUACUCGCCACUGCCUUUGCACACGAGGACCAUAAUGUAGCCCCUGAUCCUUUGGAGCGUACACAACGCGCUCUCUCCAUCUACCCUCGCCAUGAGAACCGCCUUGCAGAGACCGAACUCGAUGUUCUCUCCCACUUCCAGACCGGCAUGAUCUUUGAUCUGCAUGCUCUUCGCGAUCAUCUCCGUCGCAGUCUGACGCGUCGAAUCACGGUUCUAGAGCAUCGUCGCCUUGCUCGCAUCAGCGGGCGGGCAGCCAUACUCAAGCAUUCGAUGGAGAUCAGUCCUCGCCGUGUUGCCAAUUGGACGUCAUACCUCGACAACCGUGACUUUGACGCAGCAUUUAAUCACGGCGUCAAUGUGGAGAGACUGCUACAUGCGGAUGGUCCUGAAGACAAUGUUCCGGACAAGCGCUGGAUUGAGGAUGUCUUGGCUGCGGAUUGUGUUUGGAGCCUCAUCAAUGAUAAGACCCCUCUCGUCUUGGAUCCAGAAAAUCUCCUAGAUGGACAUCAAGCAAGCACAGCGGAGAGCAAUGGUGCAGCUUCUGCUGUGAGCGCCGACGACAUCAUGCAAAAUCUGCCGGCCCUCACCAUGACCGAACGAACAGUCGGCGCAAUCUCUCGCCAACUUCUAUCCCUUCUCCUCUCGCAAAGCUCAUCAUCAUCCCCAUCAGAAACAUCCGCUCCAGUCAUAUCCGCUCUCUCCGCCUCCCUCGAGUCGCUCCCCAUUCCGAACCCCUCCACAGCGACCACAAGCACAGCUCCGACAUCCUCCCUCCCAGCCGCCUUCCUCGCCCUCGACGCCCUAAAGCUCAUCCUCUCAACCUACCGCACCUUGCAGAAACGCAAUAUUCCCGACCUCCGCGCUGUGCAAUCCUCCGCUUCAGCCCAUCUCGCACACCUCAAAACAUACGUCCGCGGCCGUGUAGCCGACAGCAAAUCUUUCCCCGUCGCGAUCAGGGCGAGUCUUCUCGGCGGCGCAGACGAUAACGACGAUGGUGGGAUAUGCGAGGCGUUACUCGCGUUUGGAGAGGACACCGUGGAUGGGUUUGCUGAUGCAUUGGGGAAGGAUGCGCGGGAGGGAUGGGAAGGCUUGGAGAAG